Corticium candelabrum is the source of this 1891-nucleotide messenger RNA. Its product is annotated as leukotriene A-4 hydrolase-like. Gene Ontology annotation, cellular component: cytosol. Gene Ontology annotation, molecular function: metallopeptidase activity; epoxide hydrolase activity; aminopeptidase activity. NCBI's taxonomy places the organism in Eukaryota, Metazoa, Porifera, Homoscleromorpha, Homosclerophorida, Plakinidae. Gene Ontology annotation, biological process: proteolysis; peptide catabolic process. Bases 18 to 1871 code for a protein of 617 amino acids. The record is from RefSeq and is a predicted model, not a curated record. The transcript has 18 exons.
UGACUGAAAGGAAGAGUAUGGACCCGAACAGUUUCUCUGAGCCUGAUUUGUGUAUUUGCAAACAUCUUCAUUUUAACAUUGAAGUCUUAUUUGAGAAGAAGGUUCUGCAUGGUUCUCUACGACUACAAGCCGUCAACAAAUCUAGCAAUAACAAUCGGCUGAUACUGGACACUAACAAACUCAAGAUAUUAUCAGUGAGUGAUGCUAAAACGGGGCAUCACAUGCAGUGGGAGGUGCAGCCCAUGAAUUCGAAGUCUCCGUUUGGAUCUGCGCUUGUCAUCACACUGCCAUCUUCAUCUUCCAGAGACGGUGAAGCAGUGGAUUUAGAAGUUUUGUAUGAGACGUCUCCAGAAGCUUCAGCAGUUCAGUGGCUUGCAGCAGAACAGACAGUGGGAAAGACACACCCGUAUCUGUUUACUCAGUGUCAAGCUAUUCAUGCUAGAAGUAUGUUUCCUUGUCAAGACACUCCAUCUGUGAAGACUACUUACUCUGCAGAAGUUAUUGUACCUGGAGAAUUAACCGCACUAAUGAGUGCUAUUCCAACUGGAAAUCAUGUGGUUUCAGGGAAUGAUAAAAGCAGCAGAAAAGUGUUUACAUUUGAACAAAAAGUGCCCAUUCCAUCAUAUCUUGUCGCCUUAGCUGUUGGUGCAUUAGAAAGCAGACAAAUUGGUGCUCGAUCAUCUGUGUGGAGUGAAAAAGAAGUUGUUGAUAGUGCAGCCUAUGAGUUUGCACAUACAGAAGAUAUGCUGAAUGUUGCUGAAGGCAUAUGUGGGCCUUAUGUCUGGGAAAAGUAUGACCUACUGGUGCUGCCACCUUCAUUUCCAUAUGGCGGAAUGGAAAAUCCAUGUCUCACUUUUGUUACACCAACAGUUCUAGCUGGAGAUCGGUCUUUAGUAAAUGUUGUAGCACAUGAGCUCUCUCACAGCUGGACUGGAAAUCUCGUCACUAAUCACACUUGGGAACAUUUCUGGCUCAAUGAAGGGUUCACAGUGUUUGUUGAGAGGAAGAUAAUGGGUCGGAUGUUUGAUGAAAAGAUGAGGCACUUUCAUUGUAUUGGUGGGUGGAAAGCACUUGUCAAUUCGGUUAAUGACUUUAAAGAUGCCAUUCAUCUUACCUCACUUGUUCCUAACUUGGAAGGAAUUGAUCCCGAUGAUGCUUUUUCCAGUGUUCCAUAUGAAAAAGGAUCUGCUUUGCUCUUUUAUCUGGAAUGUCUUGUGGGUGACCAUGAUCAAUUUGAGCUGUAUUUACGUUCAUAUAUCGAGACCUUCAAGUACAAGACAGUAACAACUGAUCAGUGGAAACAUCACUUUCUAACAUACUUUCACAAGCAGGCCGAACAGGGAGUGUUUUCAGAAGUAGAUUGGGAUGGAUGGUUAUUUGGACAUGGACUUCCUCCUUGCAAACCAGCAUAUAACACUGCAGGUGUUGACGCUUGCACGGACUUAUGUCAAAAGUGGAUUGCGGCAUCAGAUGAGCAACUUGACAGUUUUUCCCCAGAAGACAUUAAAGAUUUCAACUCACACCAUUUGAUUGAAUUCUUAUCUUUGUUGUUGCUCGAAAAGCCACCAGUUGAUAUUGCCAAAGUAAAGACAAUGCAGUGUGCUUACAAUCUCCACAGUUACAAGAAUGCAGAGAUAAGAUUCAGAUGGCUUCGUCUUUGUGUUAAAGCAGGAUGGGAAGAUGUGUUUUCUAUGGCUGUGACAUUUGUGAGUGAGCAAGGGAGGAUGAAAUUUGUCCGUCCACUUUACAGAGAUUUAUAUGCUCAUGAGAAGUCACGAGCAUUGGCAUUGUCUACAUUUCAUUCUCUCAAGCCUUUGUACCACCACAUUACAGCUAACAUGCUGGAAAAAGACCUUGAUUUGCGUCAGUAGCUCAAUGUCGCAAUGCAAGU